UGCAUUCCGCCACAGCUGGAAUUUCCGCCAGCCUUAGGGUCUUUCUGCUCCUUCCUUCAGUGAGGAAGAGUCUCAGGGGUCCUUCUAGCACAGAUUAAAGAAGUUCAGUCUACCUGAGUUCAGCUCCCCAGGGACUCUGCAGCCAGUCUCCUAGGGCAAGGGCUGGCUUUGCGAGAAAAUAUCCUUCUGAGACCCCUGGGAAAAGAGACAAAGGGAGAGGAGAAGGAAAGGUUGAGGGAGGGAGCACCUGUCUCAGGACUACCACCUACGUGGGGGCCCUCUGGCUACCAGUGUCCCAGGAGGGGUCCUCCAUUCUGCUUCUCCCACCAAGGUGUUCUGGGGCCCCAGGACCAUGGACGCUCUCAAUAGGAACCAUGUAGGCCCUGGACGCAAGACCCAGGCCAUGGUGCAGAAAGGACCCCUGGACCUGAUCGAGACAGGCAAAGGACUGAAAGUGCAGACGGACAAACCCCAUCUGGUGAGCCUGGGGAGCGGGAGACUCAGCACGGCCAUCACCCUCCUGCCGCUGGAGGAAGGGAGGACUGUGAUUGGCUCUGCAGCCAGGGACAUCUCACUGCAGGGCCCAGGCCUGGCUCCAGAGCACUGCUACAUUGAGAACUUGCGGGGCACACUCACCCUCUACCCUUGUGGCAAUGCCUGCACCAUUGAUGGGCUCCCUGUCCGGCAGCCUACCCGGCUCACUCAGGGCUGUAUGUUGUGCCUGGGCCAGUCCACCUUCCUCCGCUUUAACCACCCGGCUGAAGCCAAGUGGAUGAAGAGCAUGAUUCCGGCAGGGGGCCGGGCCCCUGGGCCCCACUACACCCCUGUUCCUGCUGAAUCUGAAAGCCUGGUGAAUGGAAACCACACCCCACAGCCUGCCACCCGGGGACCCUCCACCUGUGCCAGCCACAGUUCCCUGGUAAGCUCUAUUGAGAAGGACCUGCAGGAAAUCAUGGACUCACUGGUGCUAGAGGAGCCUGGCGCUGCUGGCAAGAAGCCUGCUGCAACCUCUCCACUGUCACCGAUGGCUAAUGGGCGCUACCUGCUGUCCCCUCCAACCAGCCCCGGUGCCAUGUCUGUGGGCUCCAGCUAUGAGAACACCUCGCCAGCCUUCUCUCCGCUCUCUUCACCAGCCAGCAGUGGAAGCUGUGCCAGCCACUCGCCCAGCGGGCAGGAGCCAGGACCUUCUAUGCCCCCACUGGUUCCCGCCCGCUCCUCUAGCUACCAUCUGGCCCUGCAGCCCCCACAGCCCCGCCCAAGCAGUGCCCACCCCUCUGAGAGCCCCCGGCUGAGCAGGAAAGGAGGGCAUGAGCGGCCUCCCAGCCCUGGCCUCCGGGGUCUGCUGACAGACAGCCCUGCAGCCACUGUCUUGGCGGAGGCCCGCAGAGCCACUGAGAGCCCCCGGCUGGGUGGGCAGCUGCCCAUGGUGGCUAUAAGUCUGAGCGAAUAUCCCACUUCCGGUGCCCGUAGCCAACCCACAAGCAUUCCUGGCAGCCCCAAGUUCCAGCCUCCAGUCCCUGCUCCUCGCAACAAGAUUGGCACACUCCAGGACCGCCCUCCCAGCCCUUUCCGUGAGCCACCAGGCAUUGAGCGAGUGUUGACAACCAGCCCCUCGCGCCAACUAGUGGGCCGAACAUUUUCAGAUGGGUCAGCCACCCGUACCCUGCAGCCUCCUGAGAGCCCCCACCUGAGUCGGCGGGGCCUGGACAGUAUGCGGGAACUCCCCCCACUGAGCCCAUCUCUUUCCCGACGGGCUGUCUCCCCCAUGCCUGCCCGGACCACUCCCGAUCCCAAGCUAACUAGGGAAGUGGCAGAGAGUUCCCGGCCUCGGCGCUGGGCAGCCCACGGGGCAUCACCAGAGGACUUUUCCCUGACUCUGGGUGCACGGAGUCACAGGACACGGAGCCCCUCACCCACGCUUGGGGAGUCCUUGGCACCCCGCAAGGGCAGCUUCAGUGGCAGGCUGAGCCCAGCCUAUAGUCUGGGCUCACUGACUGGGGCUUCGCCCCGCCAGAGCCCCCGUGCCCAGAGGAAGCUCUCCAGUGGGGACUUAAGGGUGCCUGUCACCCGGGAGCGGAAAAACAGCAUCACAGAGAUCAGCGACAACGAGGAUGACCUCCUGGAGUACCACCGGCGGCAGCGCCAGGAGCGACUCCGGGAGCAGGAGAUGGAGAGGCUGGAACGCCAGCGUCUUGAGACCAUCCUGAACCUGUGUGCUGAGUACAGUCGGGCUGACGGGGGCCCUGAGGCCGGGGAGCUGCCCAGCAUUGGGGAGGCGUCUGCAGCACUGGCGCUGGCGGGCCGGAGGCCCUCGAGGGGCCUUGCAGGGGCCAUGGGGGCUUCUGUGCGGAGCAACGAGGAGCCUGGAGGAGGCACCCAACGCCUGUGGGAGAGCGUGGAACGCUCUGAUGAGGAAAAUCUCAAGGAGGAAUGCAGCAGCACUGAGAGCACCCAGCAGGAGCAUGAAGAUGCACCCAGCACCAAGCUCCAGGGAGAGGUGCUGGCCCUGGAAGAAGAGCGGGCUCGGGUGCUAGGGCGAGUGGAGCAGCUCAAGGUCCGUGUGAAGGAGCUGGAGCAGCAGCUGCAGGAGUCUGCCCGGGAGGCUGAAAUGGAGCGGGCACUGCUGCAGGGGGAGAGGGAGGCCGAGCGGGCACUAUUGCAGAAGGAGCAGAAGGCAAUGGACCAGCUGCAGGAAAAGCUGGCAGCCCUGGAGACAGGCAUCCAAAAGGAGAGGGACAAGGAGGCAGAGGCCCUGGAGACUGAGACGAAGCUCUUCGAGGACUUGGAGUUCCAGCAGCUAGAGCGGGAGAGUCGCGUGGAGGAGGAGCGGGAGCUGGCCGGCCAGGGGCUGCUCCGGAGCAAGGCUGAGCUGCACCGCAGCAUCGCCAAGCGGAAGGAGCGCCUGGCAGUCCUGGACAGUCAGGCUGGGCAGAUCCGGGCCCAGGCCGUGCAAGACUCAGAGUGCCUGGCCCGGGACAAGAACGCUGCCCUGCAGCUGCUACAGAAGGAGAAGGAGAAACUGGCUACACUGGAAAGACGAUACCACUCUCUCACAGGUGGAAGGCCUUUCCCGAAGACCACCUCGACCCUCAAAGAGAUGGAGAAGCUGCUGCUCCCUGCUGUAGACUUAGAGCAGUGGUACCAGGAGCUGAUGGCUGGGCUGGGGACCAACCCCGCUGCCGCCUCCCCUCACUCUUCCCCCCCACCUCUGCCUGCCAAAGCCUCCCGUCAGCUGCAGGUGUACCGCUCCAAGAUGGAUGGCGAGGCCACCAGCCCCUUGCCCCGGACUCGAAGCGGCCCCCUUCCCUCCUCCUCUGGCUCCUCCUCCUCCUCCCAGCUCAGCGUGGCUACCCUGGGCCGUAGCCCAUCCCCAAAGAGUUCUCUACUCACCCAGAAUGGCACCGGCAGCCUUCCUCGCAACCUGGCAGCCACGCUGCAGGACAUCGAGACCAAGCGCCAGCUAGUUCUGCAGCAGAAGGGGCAGCAGGUGAUUGAGGAGCAGCGGCGGCGACUGGCGGAGCUGAAACAGAAGGCAGCAGCCGAGGCUCAGUGCCAGUGGGACGCCCUGCAUGGGGCAGGCCCCUUCCCCCCGGGCUCCUCGGGUUUCCCCCCACUUGUGCACCACUCCAUCCUGCACCACCUGCCAGCUGGGCGGGAGCGUGGAGAUGAGGGGGAGCACGCCUACGAUACACUGAGCCUGGAGAGCUCAGACAGCAUGGAGACCAGCAUCUCCACCGGGGGCAACUCGGCCUGCUCCCCCGACAACAUGUCCAGUGCAAGUGGUCUGGAUAUGGGGAAGAUCGAGGAGAUGGAGAAGAUGCUGAAAGAGGCUCACGCGGAGAAGAGCCGGCUCAUGGAGUCGAGGGAGCGGGAGAUGGAGCUGCGGAGGCAGGCCCUGGAGGAGGAACGGCACAGGCGCGAGCAGGUGGAGCGGAGGCUGCAGAGCGAGAGCGCCCGGAGGCAGCAGCUGGUGGAGAAGGAGGUCAAGAUGCGAGAGAAACAGUUCUCCCAGGCACGGCCCCUGACCCGCUACUUGCCAAUUCGGAAGGAGGACUUUGACCUAAAGACCCACAUCGAGUCGUCAGGCCAUGGUGUGGAUACCUGCCUGCACGUGGUGCUCAGUAGCAAGGUCUGCCGUGGCUACUUGGUCAAGAUGGGGGGCAAGAUUAAGUCAUGGAAGAAGCGCUGGUUUGUCUUCGACCGGAUCAAGCGCACCCUUUCCUAUUAUGUGGACAAGCAUGAGACGAAGCUAAAGGGGGUCAUCUACUUCCAGGCCAUUGAAGAGGUGUACUAUGACCACCUUCGAAGUGCAGCCAAGAAAAGUUUUUUCAGCUUCACUAUGGUGACUGAGAGCCCAAACCCAGCCCUCACCUUCUGCGUGAAGACCCAUGACCGGCUAUACUACAUGGUGGCCCCGUCUGCAGAAGCCAUGCGCAUCUGGAUGGAUGUCAUUGUCACUGGGGCUGAGGGCUACACUCAGUUCAUGAACUGACCACUGUGGGCCUUCCUGGACCCUCAGGCCAAGUGGGGCCAGGGGUAAUAUUCUGUGAGGAGCUCAGUUUGGAGUUUCUGGGCUCCAGGCCCUCAAGAACCAGCCAGGAGAUGAAAGGUGGGGAGGGGGCUUUGUUGCCUCCUGGGAGCCUGGAAGCUGCAACAACCCUUCAUGGCCUGGCCAGGGCUGAGGGCCAUGGAGCUGCCACAGAGAGGGCCCUCCACUCUGAGCUGGUGCCUGCUUCCCUGGCCUGCUUUCUUUUGUAAAGGACAAAUUAUGGUACCAGAAUCUGCCAAAGAUCCCCACUUCCUCAGCUCCCUGUGCAGGGGUCUUGGGAGCUGACAGAGCCACAUCCAGAGUGGGGUAACAGCUCAGGUGGCAUAGUUCUCAACCCCACUCCACCCCAUCAUUCUCCCACUUUCUUUUUUUUUUUUUUGCUCAAGGGCCAGAGAAAGCAGUGAGUCACUCUUGAGGUCCCAGCCCCAUCCCCUGUUGCAGACCUGUCCCCAUGGUCCCCAUAGUGACUGCUUCAUCGCCAUGGUGACACUCGUUGCUGUGGCGCCGUUGCUCAGCGCCCACUUCAGCCUGUGGGCCCCAUCCUAGGGUACGUGCCACCAUCUCUCCAGCCCAGGCCCCUGGGCA
Molecule: messenger RNA, 5134 nt
Organism: Trichechus manatus latirostris (Florida manatee)
Lineage: Eukaryota; Metazoa; Chordata; Mammalia; Sirenia; Trichechidae
Gene: PHLDB1
Product: pleckstrin homology like domain family B member 1
Exons: 26
Coding region: 353-4492 (1379 amino acids)
Biological process (GO): regulation of microtubule cytoskeleton organization
Cellular component (GO): basal cortex
Molecular function (GO): protein binding
Source: RefSeq, a predicted model, not a curated record